AUGGCAACUUGCCCAGUAGAAGGAGAGCCUUGUGGAGCCCAAGAAAUCUUUUUGAAGACCCUGGUAUGCAAGACCAUCACUCUGGGGGUUGAACCCAGUGACACCAUUGAGAAUGACAAGGCCAAGAUCCAAGACAAGGAAGAGUCCACCCUGUACCUAGUGUUGUGCCUGCAUGGUGGCAUCAUUGACCUCUCCCUGCACCAGCUUGCCCAGAAGUACAACUGCAACAAGAUUACCUGUUGCAGCUGUUGCGCUUUCUUAUACCCCAGUGCCGCUAACUGCCAUGGGAAGUGUGGCCACACUAACCACCUUUGCCCCAAGAAGAAUGUCAAGUGA
Jaculus jaculus (lesser Egyptian jerboa) is the source of this 336-nucleotide messenger RNA. Its product is annotated as ubiquitin-60S ribosomal protein L40-like. The coding region runs from base 1 to 336 and encodes 111 amino acids. The transcript has 4 exons. Gene Ontology annotation, cellular component: cytoplasm; nucleus; ribosome. The record is from RefSeq and is a predicted model, not a curated record. Lineage: Eukaryota; Metazoa; Chordata; Mammalia; Rodentia; Dipodidae. Gene Ontology annotation, molecular function: structural constituent of ribosome; protein tag activity; ubiquitin protein ligase binding. Gene Ontology annotation, biological process: protein ubiquitination; modification-dependent protein catabolic process; translation.